AUGCAGAGUCUACCGAGCCAUGCUUUUCUCCUUUUCGCAUACUUGAUCUGGAUAUAUCAGGGAGGUUUGCUGAAGGACGCUAAGGCCGUGGACAUCUCAGGCACGACUGCGGUCGGAAGUCCGCAGCCCUGGCAUUUCUCGGUGAUGGAUGAGGCGCCGGGGGAGGGGACCGUUGCUGGGGAGGUGGUGCUCUCCAGCGAAGGCUUCAUCAGUCUUCAACAAUACCAGGCGGCCGAAAGUAGGGAUACCCAAGAACUUGAGGGGUACUGGCAACGCCGCGGACGCGGCAAAGCCACUAUCCGUCAGCGCCUGAGACAAUUUUUCCUGAAAGGGGCAACGUACUGGAAAGGGCAAAAAAUAGCCACAGAGGCUGAUCUGGCCCAACACUUUGACGCCCAAGUCGUUGCUGAUGUGCGCCGACGCCUUGCAUCGACACGUGCUUGGUGGACGCAGAACAACCAACCUCCUGCCCCACGACCUCAGCCCAAGCUUCGGUGCCGUGCACGUGUGCGCAUGGUUAGUUACAACUGCAACUCGCUAGUGGGUGAAAGGCUGCGUAUUGUUCUGAGCGCUUUCAGUGAUUAUGACAUCAUUGUCUUACAGGGCACUCGCAUGCGGAAGAAGUCUGUUCCACACAACGGUUUUCAACAUGAUGACAAUUGCACCCCGUCACGCUGGGAAGGUUUUUCUCAUGACCGGCAGUUUUACAUUGUUUCAUGGGGUUACAGCCAAGGGCAAUUCACGAAUAAGGCUUGUGGCAUCACCAUCGCCCUCAAUUGCAGCUUCGUUUCCCCGCAAGCCGUGGUGUGGAGAUAUGAUCCGCCGUACAAGCUGGCUGGGCGUUUAGGAGCUUUGCGAAUUCGCACUGGCCGGGCUCUCCAUGACGCAGACUUGGUUGUCGUCGGAGCAUAUGCGCCCCAGACCACUGCGCCUGAGGAAGCCUUGUCUGAAUUCUGGGAUGCCAUGCAUUCUGUGGUCCAGCAAGCGCCCGCGAGGAGUACGGUUAUCUGCGGGCUUGAUGCCAACGGCGAUCCCACAUUCACAGCGGACGCGCACGUUGGGCCGUGCUACCCUGCUGCUGAGCCUUCUGUCAAUGGUGAGCGCUUGCGUGAGCUAUGUGUCCCGAACGGUCUUGUGGUCCUGGACACGUGGAAAUCUCGGAUCCGCGGCUUACCUUGCGAUGAUUGGAACGGCUGCACUUUCUUUGGUGUCAAUGGUGAGCGCACCCGUCCGGACCACAUACUAGCCAAGAGUGGACAGGACAUGUCGCCAGUCACGGUGCUGUAUGACUUGGGCUUUGCAUUGAAGCCUGGCAAUGGCACAGUCAUGCUUGACCAUGCUCCGCUUGCAGUGGAUUUCCCCUACGAAGUCAAACUCAAGCCUGGACAGUCGCCGCAAACGGAUGUGCAGGAGUGGCGAUUGCGCAACUCUGAGCUUUUCUCACUCUGUGCUGCAGACGAGGACCCUUCACGCACAUGGAACUUGCUGAAUGACGGGAUCAUGAACAUUGCCACACGCCACUUCUCUGUUUGCCGAGGUGCUUCAAAGCCAUGGAUGUCUGCCGCCACAUGGGACCUCAUCAGCUACAGAGACCGUCAGCUAAAAGAUUGGGCAGCGCAUGUUUGCUCGGUGCGUGUGGGGGUCGCCCAGGUGUUCCAGGCCUGGUCGCGUUGCUCUUGGCUCGGUCGCAUUAGACGUGCAAUACGCCGAGCUUGCGUGGCUGACAAGCGCGCGCACGUCGAUUCCCUCGCAAACGACAUGAAUGCAGCUGCGCAACAUGGACAUUGGCGUCAAGUCUGGCGAGCCUUUUUGGCAGAGCCAGUGCCUGAGCGCUUGCUGAAGUUCCGCCACGAGGCACCUCGACAUCCUGCGCACGUGGAUUUGCCCCCUCUCCGUGACUUCCGCCGCAACGUCCUGGGUGCCGGCAACAACCGUUCAGUUCCUGAAGGUUCUAUGCCGUCGGAGGUCUGGAAACUCAUUUUUGGAUGCUUGCCAGAUUUUGCUCGAGAUAUCCAUGAGCAGUUCUUCAGACAGCUUGCACGCACUGGCAGGAAUCCCAGCAGGUGGUACGACGUGCCAGUGCUGCCCAUUGACAAAGGCAACGGCAAGCCCAAGUGCCAAGGCAAACGUCCCAUUGCGCGCCUUGAUUCCCUGGCUAAACAAGUGCAUAAGACCUUCUACCAGGCAUGUGCAACGACCCCUCGACCUGACUGGGCGUUUGGGUGCAUCAAGGGGCGACGCCGUGAAGAGGCAUUGGCCAUAGUUGAGAACAACAUGUUUCGAUGCCGUCGAAGCAAACGCAACCAUGCCAUUUUCUUCAGAGAUGCUGCCAAUGCAUUUCCCAGUUUGAGCCAUGAGGCCAUUGCUCAGCAUGUGCGAUCUCAAGGUGCGGCGCAUGACCUCAUCAUGGAUGCCCAUGCCAAUUCGCUGUUGGGCUUGCGAGUGCCGGGAUGUGGCUUGCGAAAAUUGCGCAUGGCACGUGGAACAAGGCAGGGUGACACGAUCGCCGGCGACAUCUUCAUGGAUGUCUACCACGUUCCGCUCCAGGCGUACAAGACGGCCAUUCAGGACGAUGACCUGCUCCUCGAGUAUGGCAAUGACGUGAUUGAUGCGGCAAUGACCACGUAUGCUGACGACAUUGCUGAGCUCAUGGUGGCAGACUCGGCUGAGGAGCUCGAUGACAAGGCCGUCGCGCGCACUGCCCUGCUUGAAGCAGAGCUUGGAGGCGUGGGGUGCCAGCUGGAGCCUUCUAAGGAGGAGGUGGUCAUGAGAUGGAUGGGUGCUGGGGCACAUGCUAACCGCAAGGCGGCCAUGCUUCCCAACAAGGUCACGCCUGGAAAAAAGCUUGGAGUUGCGAGAUACUUGGGGGGCUGGGUGCACAACAAUGGCAACAAGAACACGGAGAUUGAUAAGCGCAUUUCAGCCAUGCGGGUGGGUUUCUGGGCCUAUGCUGGCAUUUGGCGCUGUAAAAACGUAUCGCUUUAUGCGAAGCGUUUGUUUUUCAAAGCCAUGGUGCAAGGGGCAGGACUUUCCGGACUGGAGCCGUACCUGCUGCCAAAAACAGCUCUGCAACGUUUAGAACGUGCGCGCGACCACCUUGCAAGACGGGCCCUUGGCAGAGCAGGCUGGGGAGCUGUCCGGGGAGAUCCCCGCCAUGAGUCUGUUCCCAACUCGCUCAUUCGGGCACGCAUGCGGAUUCACACGAUUGCCAGCACACUGCGCCAGCGACGACUGCGGUGGCUGCAUCACAUGGUGCAGCAUCCCAACCAUCACAAGCUAUACUUCGCGUCCAUGUUCGGGCGUUUUAGCUGGAAAUUUGCCGUCAUGAGUUGGAUGACUUUGGCAAGCCCGUGCAGCAUGCUGUUCCAGCCCUGCGACAGAUGUAUGAUGACCUUGCGGCGGCAGUGCCUCAGUUCCAUGCUUUUCAGCCUGGCUGGAUGCAACUGCUUCUGGAAUGCCCAGGAAACUCAGGAACUGCCUUGCUCCAGCCAGCUCGACAUGUGGAUCGGCAACGGCGCGGGGGACGCGUCCAUGCAGCCGACGGAGCAGAGCAAGAGACCCAGAACGGAGGAUCCCACGCCGAACCACAAGAAGCUCGUCCGCAUGAUGGAGAACUUGGACUACCGUCUGCGCCAGCUCGAAGGUGCCACGCCGUGCUUCUUUCUGCCUCUGGAGGGAUGCGGACUGGCCCAAGCCAUGCAGGCUGCAGCGGCCUACUACGAUGGGCGCAGCCCCGGCAAGGGCAAACCGCAUCCGGACAAGCAUCGCAAGACCACUCUAGCAGGAGCCCUCGUGAAGUUUGCGGCAGAGCGCGAGUUGCAGCGACUUUCUCAGGACGAGCAAGCAGUUCUGGCCCAGACGGACAAGCUUCUUGCAGCAGCGCGCCGGCCGUCCCUCGUGGAGCAGCACGAGAUGCUCAAGCUGAUGUUGCCCCUCAUGGCCACACCGACGGCCAUGGAGCCCGAAGUCAUCGCUUGCAACUUCUGGAAGGCCAAGAAGGACACCAAGUAUGUGCUGACAGUCCAGUUCCAGCCGCACGGGGCCUUGGCUCAGGUGAUGCCGUUCAUCGAGUUCGUGAUCCAUGCAUCUGGAGGGGCUUCUUCGUCGGGCGCGCCGCCGAAGGGAGCACAAGUGAGGGGUCUGUAA
Molecule: messenger RNA, 4146 nt
Organism: Symbiodinium natans
Lineage: Eukaryota; Dinophyceae; Suessiales; Symbiodiniaceae
Source: the annotation of a GenBank genome assembly